This is a messenger RNA of Dictyostelium discoideum AX4, 2109 nucleotides long. RefSeq lists its product as hypothetical. The coding region runs from base 1 to 2109 and encodes 702 amino acids. The transcript has a single exon. Lineage: Eukaryota; Evosea; Eumycetozoa; Dictyosteliales; Dictyosteliaceae. The record is from RefSeq and is a predicted model, not a curated record.
AUGGGUAAUCAUCAUUCAAGUUCAAUAUCUAGAAAAAGAUCAAACUCAACAGUUGUAUCAUCAUCAAUAUACUCCCCACCACCUACAAGUAUAAAUAGAACAAGAUCAAAAUCAUUAAUAUAUUCUCAGCCCCCUUUAGGAGAUCAAUUUGAAAUAAAUAAUAAUAAUAAUAAUAAUAGUAAUAAUAAUAAUAAUAAUAUAAAUAAUAAUAAUACAAACAAUUCAGUUGGACAUCAAAGAAGUAGUGGUAGUGGUGGAAAUAGUAAUAAAAGUAAUAAAUCAAAUAGUAAAUCAAAUAAUAAAUCAAAUAAAAAGAAUUCAUCAACAAAGAAUACCAAAACAAAUAAUAGUUCGAAUAUUAGUGGUAAUAAUCAAUUUAAAUUAGAUCUUGAUAUACCAACAUUAAAAAUCAAUGAUGAUGAACAACAUUAUUCAGCACCAAAUAGUAGAAACAAUACACCAAGAAAUUUAACAUCACCAAGAUCAUGCACUUCUUCAUCAAAUGAUGCAACUUCAUCAAUUUCUUCAUCAUCACCAAGAUCUCCAAUAAUCGAUAUUAGAGAUAUACUAUUAAAUCAAAUAAUGUCAAUAAUUAAUAAUAAUAAUAAUAAUAAUAAUAAUAAUAAUAAUAAUAAUAAUAAUAAUGAUAAUAAUAAUAAUGCUAAUAGUAAUAAUGCUAAUAAUAAUAAUAAUAAUAAUAAUAAUAAUAAUAAUAAUAAUAAUUCAAUUGAAAUUGAUUGGAGUUUUAAAAAUUUAAAUAAUAAUGAUUUAGAAUUUAUAGAGGAAUAUAAUAAUAAUAAUAAUAAUAAUAAUAAUUGUGAAGAUAAUUUAAAUAAUUUAAAUAAUAUUAAAAAGAUAGAUUUAAGUCAAAAUAAUUUAACAUCAAUACCAAAGAUAAUUGGUGAUUAUUCAAUAAUAUCAAAUUCAAUUGAAGUAUUGAAUUUAUAUCAGAAUCAAAUCAAUGAUAUCAAUUGUAUUAGUAAAUUAAAAAGGAUUGAAAAGUUAAUAUUAUCAAAGAAUGAAAUUACAGAUUCAACAUUAUGUUCAGGUUUAAAUGAUAAAUCCUAUUGUCCAAUUAAUCAAUUAUUAACUUUAAAAUAUUUAUCAUUAGCAUCAAAUAAAUUAAAAAAAUCAUUCCCAAAUUUAAGUGAAUUAGUAAAUUUAGAGAAAUUAUCAUUGGAUAGAAAUCAAAUGACUGGUGAUGAUUUAAAUAUUGACGAUGAUGGUGAUGAAAUUGGUAAUUUAAAUAUUGAUGGACCACCAAAUAGAUUACCAUGUAAUUUAAAAUCAUUAACAAUUUCAUUUAAUCAAUUUUUAAGAAUUCCAUGGGCUGUAUUAAAUUGUAUAACAUUAAGAGAAUUAGAUAUAUCAAAUAAUAGAUUAAAAGAUGUACCAAAAGAGAUUGGACAAUUACAUUAUUUAGAGAAUUUAAAUUUAUCAUUCAAUUCAAUUACAAUGAUUUCAAACGAGUUGGGUAAUUGUAAACAAUUGAAAUAUUUAGAUUUACAAUCGAAUCAAUUAACAUCGAUACCAAAUUCAAUCGGUUUAAAUUGUGUAAAUUUAAUAUCAAUAAAUUGUUCAAAUAAUCAAUUGGAAUCAAUACCAUUUGAAUUUAUAAAUUUAGUAUCAUUAUCAAUUCUAUAUUUAGAUAAUAAUAAAAUUAAAUCAUUUUCAAAUUGGAUGGAGGAAGCAAACAGAAUUGGUAUUCAAUCAACUAUGAAAUCAAUAUCUGAACUUUAUAUCAGUGGUAAUCAAUUGGAAUCUUUAGAACCAAUUUGUGAAAUAAUGUUAACUCUACGUACACUAUCAGCAAAUUUCAAUGAAUUACAAGAAAUACCUUCAAAUAUAUCUCAAUUAACAAAUUUAUGUAGAAUUGAAUUAAAUGAAAAUCAAAUUAUAAUCGUACCAAAAUCAAUUAUAGAUAUGAAAUCAUUAUAUGAAAUUGAUCUUUCAAAUAAUAAAAUAGAACAAUUACCAACUGAAAUCAUUCGUAUGAAUUGGUUACAAGAUAUUCAAUUAAAUAGAAAUCCAAUUUUACAAUUAAUUCCAAAACAACUUCAAAGAAAGAAUUUAAUUGGUUUAAAAGAAUAUUUAAAAACUUUAAAAUAA